UAAAUAAUGAAAUGAUUUGAUGAAAAUUUAGGAGAUAACGUAGACGUCGUUUCUCUGCACUAUACGAAAAAUUGCAUAGUUUCGUAUUUUCCCUUUUACCGCACUGAAUUUAGCUCAAUAACAUAGCAAAAUUCGUGCCCCCACCAAUUAUACGAGGCGUUGCUCUCCGUAUAAACAUGAAAAUUAACCAGUGGCACAUGGAUGGAAAGCUCGGAGAUUGGUGAGUCGAGGGAGAUGUGGGAGACGGUUUGGCACACUUUCGCCAACCUCUCGCUCACUUACGAUCUCGUAUCGUCCCAAAACGUCACCAAGGAAAGCAGCGAAGGGUCAAAUUUUCUUUUCGAGAAUCCAGCCAAAUUGGGAGUUCUCACAGGAUUACUGAUAGCUUGCCUGGCCGAUUUUCGCAUCGCGACUUCCAAGUUUCAGCUGGACGUGAGCCCGGACUCGAAAUGGAAAAGCACACUGACGACGCUCCUUCACCUCGCAAUUUUUCUCCUACUCCUUCCCAUAAUAACUCCGAUACUCAGCAUUUUUUUCGUCUACCGAAAAGUCGUUGAAUCGCUUCUGCGAAGAUGCUUAAAAUCCGGAUUCGCUGGGCUCCUGGAGGGGACCGAUUGCGUCUGGGCACUGGAGGAAUCCACUGCCCUGUCGGUGAUCAACGUACUCGGUGUUUUCGAGAGAAACGACUCGACGACGGAGGAAGAUUUUUUAAGGGGGCUUCGAAAGACUUUGGCGGAGCGUUUGCGGUCGUCAAACUUCGAAAAACUCCACUGGCUGCGGGCUCAAAAGUACGGUUACUAUUAUUGGGAGAAGGGAGAAAAGGCGAGGAUCGAGGAGCUCGUGAGGUGGAUGGACGGGGCUGGAGAACACGAAGACUGCGACGGCUCGUGCACCAGGUUGGAUUCUCCGUACUUCGAAAAGCUUUUGGCAGAAUCGACGAACAAGCAGCUCCCUCGAGGGCACAAAGCUUGUUGGGAAAUUCUCGUGGGUAGAAAUUGUGCGAAAGGAUCGUUGAGGGAAGGCCUGGAAGAGGGUAAAAGUCUUCGCUCCGAAGGGACGAUUCCAGUCUUGUUCAGGAUCCACCAUUGCGUGGGGGACGGUGUCGCGCUCUUGAGACUUUUGCUCGAAUCCAUAGCUGAUGGGAGGGAUGGAAAGAUCGAUGGAAAAGGGCUCUCGGAGGAGGGCGAAAAGAAAAUGAGCAUUCCUCGUCUCCGCGAGAACUCCACGGUCUUGGGAAUCGUGACGAGGGAGCAGGAGAUUCUGUACAAUGGAAAGCAUUUGUUGGCAGCCUCGAUGCCGUUCACGACCAAAGUUCCGUUUCGUAAGAUCGCCGUAAGCCUGGCCAAGUACGUUAACGCUGGAUCGAAAAUUCUGAACGAUCGCAUCGUCGAAGACCCGCUCGUGGAGAUCAGAAAUAUUCUGCAGUAUUGCUGGGCUAUUUUUCAAAAUGAAUCCUUCGAGAGGGCCAAAAAAACCGUGGAGAACGCUUCCAGGAUUCUUUACACCAUUAUUUCCGGGCCUAAUUGCUUGCUCCAACAAGCUUUACGGAGUCUCGACAAAAGUGUGCUCCACGGAGCCGAUCUCAGGGGGGAAAAAUUGCUCUCCCUGUGGAUGGAAAAUCACGAGGAUCGUCCUCACGGUCCAAAUCUCAUGACGAAAAUUCGGGACAUCAAAGAGGCGACUGGCUGCAGGUUUGGUGACGUCGUUCUCGCUGCUUUGUCCCACAAUCUUCAUCGGUACUUUACCAAGAUGAACGAACCGCCUCCAAAAGCGCUGACGGUUGUGAUACCAGCGCGAAUGACAGUGCCCAGCAAAAGGCUGAGUCUCCAGAACGAUUUUUCGGUUGGACUCUUGACGCUGUGUUGUGACGAAAUAAACGGGGAAUCAGGGAGCCGGAACGAAACGAGGGAGGAAGCUCUGUUCGAGCGGCUCAUCGACGUAUCAAGGUCGUCGGAGAAAUUGAGGAAAGACUCGGAUUACGCGAUCAAUUUUUGGGUGAUGAGGUGGCUGGCGGCGUUGCUUCCGGAGCGUUUGCUCAGGCCGGUUCUCGAGAGCCACAGCACUUUGGUAUUCAGCAAUUUGCCCGGACCACAAGAAGUCUCGAUAGUCGGUCACAGAUUAAAAAACGUUGCUUUUUGGAUCCCCCAUCGAGGGAGAACCGGACUGGGAUGCUCUUUUUUAACGUACGGAGGAAAAGCUCACUUUUCAAUUUCCGCUGACACCGCGCUCGUACCAAGUCAGGCCCUCCUCGAUGAGAUCGUUCGAAACACGGUUACGGACAUCGAAAAACUCCACGAUUCCAUCUCGCUCUCCUGCUUGGCCAUUCGUAUUUGAACCACGCCGUCGAUAAGCACCCACUGAAACUGGACCUCGGAGUGCUCUCACCGUCCUCCAAUACGAAGACUUUCCAUCCAGCCACAAGUUCCGUCAUCUUCCAUCGCAAUUUCGAUAAAAUAAGAGCGUCAAAUAUUAUCGCACUAAGUAAAUACGAAACGUGACAAUACCUCGUUACUUUGUACCGUUAUUCGCAAGCAAUACAAAAUACACAAACUAUUUAUUUUUA
Messenger RNA from Venturia canescens, 2563 nucleotides. RefSeq lists its product as uncharacterized. Gene Ontology annotation, biological process: triglyceride biosynthetic process. The transcript has 5 exons. Bases 202 to 2334 code for a protein of 710 amino acids. The record is from RefSeq and is a predicted model, not a curated record. Lineage: Eukaryota; Metazoa; Arthropoda; Insecta; Hymenoptera; Ichneumonidae. Gene Ontology annotation, cellular component: plasma membrane.